Nerophis lumbriciformis (worm pipefish) is the source of this 1485-nucleotide messenger RNA. NCBI's taxonomy places the organism in Eukaryota, Metazoa, Chordata, Actinopteri, Syngnathiformes, Syngnathidae. The record is from RefSeq and is a predicted model, not a curated record.
AUGGCAGCCCAACGCAGGCAUUUGAUGCAAAGUCAUCAGAGUUGGACGGACGACCUUCCUCUGUGCCAACUCUGCGGCGUUGGAACUGCACCCAACUGCGUGUAUGGUACAGAUGGCAAAGGGACGCAGACCCACCCUAAUGAGGACACACACCUGCGCUUCAGGAGUGAGGAUGGCUGUUCCCUGUAUGGAGUCUUCAAUGGCUAUGACGGCAGUAGAGUAGCCAGCUUCGCUUCACAAUGUCUUACGGCCGAACUCUUGCUGGAGCAGCUGAGUGCGGACCACACGGACUCAGACAUCCGUAGGAUUCUCACACAGGCUUUUGAAGCAGUAGAGAAGAGUUACUUGCAUACUAUUGAUGACGCAUUGGCUGAGAAAGCUAACCUGUCCGGCUACAUGCUACCCCACAGCGAGAAGGUGCAAGAGCGUCUAAAGGAGUUGGAGCAAGAGGUGUCGGGAGGAGCCAUGGCAAUUGUGGCACUCAUCCUCAACAACAACCUUUACAUCGCUAACGUUGGGACCAACCGGGCUCUGCUGUGCAAAACAACAACCGAUGGCCAGAACCAAUUCUUUCAGCUAGGACGACCUCACAGCACCGAUAACGACGACGAGCUUCAGAGACUCGCCGCGCUGGGAUUGGAUGCUGCCCGUGUGAAGCUUGCGGGCCACAUCGCUGGGCAACGCAGCACCAGGAGGCUUGGAGACUACCGCGUCAAAAUCAACUACAAUGAAAUCGACCUGCUCAGCGUGGCCAAAACAAGGCCCAUCAUUGCUGAGCCGGAGAUCCACGGCAGCCAGUCAUUGGACAGCGUUACAGGCUUUCUGCUUCUCAUGUCAGAGGGACUGAUCGACGCCCUGGAGUGUGCGCAUGGGCCUGAACAUGUCAAUAAGGAAAUUGUUGCCAUGGUGGCGGCCGAGCUCGCGCAGCAGACAACUCUGGAAGCAGCAGCGCAGUCGGUGGUGGACCGCGUCAAGCGUCUGCACCACGACGUCUACACAUCAGGGCGCCAAAGGGCCACCUUCUGCUCCCGCCAUGAGGAUAUGACAUUGCUCAUCCGCACCCUCAACUACCCGUUGGCGGAUGGUGUUCUCACGCCCACACAAGGUGGCCGCAUCUACCCUGUGUCGGUGCCCUACUCCAACAGCCAAAGCACCAGUAAAACCAGUGUCACUCUCUCGCUGGUGAUGCCCUCACAGAGCACUCUGACCAAUGGGACCAACACGGCCUCGACCCUGGAAGAGGGCACACCCACUCCCGGAAGCCAGAGCCCCACAGCCACGCUGCAGUCCACCAUCACGCAGACACAGAGCUCCAGCUCCAGCUCAGGAGACGGCAGCCUGUUCCGCCCGUGCGGUAGCCAGGCAGCACAACCUGAUGAGACGGGACGUGUGCCGCCCUAUGUGGACUUCACACAGUUUUAUCGCCUGUGGGGCAAUGACCACAGCGACGGACAGAUGCCUCAAUGCGACAUUGGAACACAAUGA